AUGCCCUGCCCUCGGCUGCCCUGGCUGCGCCGCCCGCGGGACCCGCCGGGCUCGGGCCCCGGCUCCCCGGGCUCGCUGUCCCCGGGGCCGGCGCGCGACGAGGACGACGAGGAGGAGGAGGGCAGCGCGGGCUCCAGCCCCAUCCUGUCGCCCGUGGAGUGCCUCAUCUGCGUGUCCCCCUUCGACGGCGUCUUCAAGCUGCCCAAGAGCCUGGACUGCGGCCACGUCUUCUGCCUCGAGUGCCUGGCGCGCCUGUCGCUGGCCACGGCGGGCGGCGGCGACGCGGUGGCCUGUCCGGUGUGCCGCGCGCCCACGCGCCUGGCCCCGCGCCGCGGGCUGCCCGCGCUGCCCACGCAGCCCGGCCUGCUGCCCCGCGAGGCGCGCCUGCCGCUGCCGCGCCAGGGCUCGGUGCGCUUCGACCGGCGGCGCGGCCUGCUCUACCUGCGGCCGCCGUCGCCCUCGCCCGGGCCGCGCAAGGCCCGCGGCCCGCGCCCGCCCCCGCCGCCGCCGCUGCGCCUCGGCCGCCCGCUGUCGCGCCGCCUGUCGCUGUCCAGCUCCGCCUGGGCCUUCAACGCGGCCGUGGCGCUGGCCGUGCUGGUGGCCGCGGGGCUGGUGGUGUCGGGCGUCUACAUCUUCUUCCUCAUCCCGCACGCCAACGGGCCCCCGCGGCCGCAGCUGGUGGCGCUCGCGCCCGCGCCCGGCUUCUCCUGGUUCCCGCCGCGGCCCACGCCCUGGACCCCCUUCUGGACCCCGCGGCCCCCCCCGCGCCCCGCGCCCGACGCGCCGCGGAAGCCCCCGGAGCCCGCGCGCCAGGCGGCGCCCCCGCCCGCCGAGCCGCCCAGCCCCGCGCCCCCCCCCGCGGGCCCGGCCGGCGCGCGGCCCACCGCCCGGCCCGCCGGGGAGCCCUCGCGGGAGCCCGAAGACCCGGCGGAGGCCGGCGGCACGCUCGACCCGCUCGCGGACCGCAGGUGGGGCGCGGAGGCGGGCCCCGGCCGGGUCCCGCGGGCCCUGGGCGGGCGGAGGCUGGGGUCGCGGGCCAUUUCCACACUCCUCUGGGGCCCCAUCCACCCCACUGGUGUCCCUGCCGAGCCCGCAGCCGUGGUUCUGCCCGUCGCCUCAGUCUGCGCGGAGACGCCGGCCAAUGGGGGCCGCCUGCCGGCCGGGGCGGCCCCGCGUUGCCAUGGCGACGGCGCCCGCAUCCGCCCCCGCGCGGCCGUCCUGCGCGCGCGCUGCGGCCCCCGGCGGGCGGGCCAAUGGGAGCCCGAGCCCCGCGUUGCUAUGGCGGCGUUACUACGGUGCCGUUGCUAUGGCGACGUCGCCAGCCUUCUCCGCGCCGCAGGGUACAGCUACGUGCGCACCCCGGCCGGGCAGCGACGGCCAUUCCCGGAAGGGAACGGCGAACGCAAGAAACGGAGCCUGCGGCCCCCCUGA
Talpa occidentalis (Iberian mole) is the source of this 1431-nucleotide messenger RNA. It is a transcript of the gene RNF225, whose product is annotated as ring finger protein 225. Lineage: Eukaryota; Metazoa; Chordata; Mammalia; Eulipotyphla; Talpidae. The transcript has 5 exons. The record is from RefSeq and is a predicted model, not a curated record. Gene Ontology annotation, biological process: protein ubiquitination. Gene Ontology annotation, molecular function: ubiquitin protein ligase activity. The coding region runs from base 1 to 1431 and encodes 476 amino acids.